AUGAGCCAAACGGAUGUACUCUUGAGCUAUACGAGGCAGGACAAUAAAACGCAACUUGUCGCUGAGAAAGACACACCCGGAGCCUCGAUUCGGACGUCGAUGGGCGAUGAAAAGAGAGCGGCAGGAACAAGACAGCGUACGGAGUACGGCAAGAAGGGGUUGAGAGAAGAAAAAAGGGAUGCAAACUUCAGGAGAGCGACGGGAGGAGGCCAGGCGUUAAGAUGCGUGCCGGCUAUUGACUGGCUAGCUCGUCCAUCCAUCCCAUCCCAUCAACCAUCCAUCAGAUUGGUCCCCUGUCGGCCGGUCUGCGUUCUGCUAGGCCGAUCUCGUAAGCCAUGGGUGGCAGGCCAGAGGCCGGAGUUCAGUGCUCAGGUCGCCCGCCCCUAUCCCUGCCUGGCGCUGCCGUCCCAUUCUGGCUUCCCUGUCCGCACACGGAGGAUCCAGGCGCCUCUUCUCGCUAGCCAUUGCGGUGGAGGGCAGGGAAGACUGGAUGCGAAUCAGGUGGUGUGGUUGGCUUUCCGGCUGCGACAGGCGUGGUGGAAAUUGCCCGGGAUUCAGACCAUGGUGGAACGGAUUCUGGGGAUCGAGCAAGCACGCACGCACGAUGACAGCAAGCAGCGCCGGCACAGCCAGGACAGCAUCCAUCGCGACGCUUCAGCACCAAGAACGCAUGUGCCGCGCUGUAGCUGCUGCCGUCUCUUCAGAUACGAGUGCCUGGAGCAUCAGCCCGGGCGGCAACCGUGUGGAGGCUGGGGCUUAGUCCAGUUAGCGGGCGGUUAUCACGGGUGGAGACGUCUGGUGGACUGGCUUUCAGUUGAUGCACCGUGA
Trichoderma asperellum CBS 433.97 is the source of this 828-nucleotide messenger RNA. NCBI's taxonomy places the organism in Eukaryota, Fungi, Ascomycota, Sordariomycetes, Hypocreales, Hypocreaceae. The record is from RefSeq and is a predicted model, not a curated record.